GCAUCACAGACUCGAAGGCUAAGCUUUAACGUGUGGUCUCUCUCGGUCCAAACAAAAACUAGGCUGUCGUUGCUUCACAGUUCACACUCCCAUGACACCACCAUAGCCAACCAAGAUGUUCGCCAAAUGUAGAAGCCACACUAGAGUUUCCCAGAUUAACCGGAUCUCCCGAACCCACUUCCAGCAAAAACCCAACUCCCCAAAACCAUGUCUCUGACUAUUAAGCUUCACGUUACCACCUCCCACCUCAACAUCACCGCAAUCAAAAGACCAACCCUCCCCAGGUUAAGAACCACCAAACCCAUUUACCAUUCUGACGCAUUAUUGUGCCUCGUGUAUAAACAGAAACCCACAACAAUGCAUGAGCCGGCUCGAUCCACCAUCAAGAGCUCGCUGAUCGAGCCGGACGGCGGGUCCUUGGUCGAUCUCGUGGUGCCGGAAAGCGAGCGCGGGAGCAAGGCCCUCGAGGCCGAGUCGCUGCCGAAGUUGAGCCUGACCAAGAUUGAUCUGGAGUGGGUGCAUGUGAUCAGCGAGGGAUGGGCUAGCCCUUUAAGAGGGUUCAUGAGGGAGGACCAGUACUUGCAGAGCUUGCACUUCAAUUCGUUGAGAGUCAAGGACGGGUCUGUGGUCAACAUGUCGCUUCCCAUUGUGUUGGCCAUUGACGACGAGACCAAGGAGAGAAUCGGGACGUCGCCGAAUGUGGGGUUGGUUGGACCUAAUGGAGAUUUGAUUGGGAUAUUAAGGAGCAUUGAGAUAUACAAGCAUAACAAAGAAGAAAGGAUUGCGAGGACUUGGGGGUCAACUGCACCAGGAUUGCCGUACGUUGAAGAGGCCAUCACUCCAGCUGGAAACUGGCUUAUUGGCGGAGAUUUAGAAGUACUAGAGCGUAUCAAAUACAAUGAUGGGCUCGAUAACUACAGACUCUCUCCUCAACAACUCCGAAACGAAUUUGAUAAGCGCCAGGCGGACGCAGUUUUUGCGUUUCAGUUGAGAAAUCCUGUACAUAAUGGUCAUGCUCUGUUGAUGAAUGAUACACGCCGGCGACUCUUGGAAAUGGGUUACAAGAAUCCAAUUCUAUUGCUUCAUCCUUUAGGAGGUUUCACAAAGCCGGAUGAUGUGCCCUUGGAUGUUCGGAUGGAGCAGCAUAGCAAGGUACUAGAGGAUGGAGUUCUCGACCCUGAAACUACCAUUGUGGGCAUAUUCCCAUCACCUAUGCACUAUGCAGGUCCAACUGAGGUACAAUGGCAUGCAAAAGCACGGAUAAAUGCAGGCGCAAAUUUUUACAUUGUGGGGCGUGAUCCUGCUGGUAUGGGACACCCAACAGAGAAGAGAGACUUGUAUGACCCUGAUCAUGGGAAAAAGGUGUUGAGCAUGGCACCUGGCCUUGAGAAGCUCAAUAUUUUGCCAUUCAGGGUGGCUGCUUAUGACACUGUGGAGAAGAAGAUGGCAUUUUUUGAUCCUUCACGUGCAAAAGAUUUCCUCUUCAUCUCUGGGACCAAGAUGCGGACUUAUGCAAAGACCGGCGAAAACCCUCCUGAUGGUUUUAUGUGUCCCGGAGGAUGGAAGGUUCUAGUGAACUACUACGAGAGCUUGCAAACAGAAGAGUCAUCGCAGCACCAAGCUGUUUUAUCUACUUAGAUGUAUAUGAUGAGUUGCAGAGCAUUCUCUUCGGUUAAGGUCAUUGAGGUCUAGCAGGGAAAAGCUUAGUCACUAGGCAAAUUUUAACCGAUCCAGCACAAGGGUCUCUGUUUUUCAUUCCGGUAACCGCAUUGUAUCUGCUGAUGCUUGUAAUUUUUGGUCAUCCAAUUUUUUUACAUGUUUUUUUUUUUUGGGGUCUGAUUAUGAGAUUAUAUGAACAGGAUGACUUGAAAGGAAUGAAAGAAAUGGUAGGGAUUUUGGGCU
Messenger RNA from Rosa chinensis, 1902 nucleotides. Its product is annotated as ATP sulfurylase 2. The transcript is spliced from 5 exons. The record is from RefSeq and is a predicted model, not a curated record. Gene Ontology annotation, biological process: sulfate assimilation. NCBI's taxonomy places the organism in Eukaryota, Viridiplantae, Streptophyta, Magnoliopsida, Rosales, Rosaceae. Gene Ontology annotation, molecular function: adenylylsulfate kinase activity; sulfate adenylyltransferase (ATP) activity. Bases 208 to 1638 code for a protein of 476 amino acids.